GAGUUAAACGCUUCGCUUUAAGAAUUUAUAUCAAAAUGAGGAGAGUUUUGAUAGUUUUUCUCAUUAUUUAUGUUAUAAAUACAGCAGUUGGUAAUUCUCGUUUCGCUGCUUACUUGCCUGCAUUCGAAGAUUUUAUAAGGGAUUUUGGCAGAGUAUACGAAAGCCGAUUAGAUGAAGCUCGAGCUUUUAAAAACUUUGCAAGAAAUAAGAAAUUUAUCGACGAUUGGAAUGAAGAGAAUAAUUAUGGAGAAGAUGGUGCCGUUGUUUUGGAGAUUAAUAUGUUCGCUGAUUGGUCGAUUGCGGAGUUGGAAAGAUUUACUGGAAGGCCAAGAAGUGGAAACCUCGGUGUUGGUAAUGCACCACCAUCAAGCUCCAAUGGAGAUUUCAACGAUAUUCAUGAAGUGUUCAUGAAAAUUCCUUAAUCUAUACAAUUAAAUAUCGUUGAUUGAUUAAAUAAAAUAUUCAAUUGUUGUCUGCUACGAUUUGUUCUGAAAGCAACAUUAAUCUCAACAUAUA
Messenger RNA from Clunio marinus, 516 nucleotides. NCBI's taxonomy places the organism in Eukaryota, Metazoa, Arthropoda, Insecta, Diptera, Chironomidae. The record is from the annotation of a GenBank genome assembly.